Molecule: messenger RNA, 2901 nt
Organism: Apus apus (common swift)
Lineage: Eukaryota; Metazoa; Chordata; Aves; Apodiformes; Apodidae
Gene: GIT1
Product: GIT ArfGAP 1
Exons: 20
Coding region: 184-2406 (740 amino acids)
Biological process (GO): brain development; regulation of ARF protein signal transduction
Molecular function (GO): protein binding; GTPase activator activity
Source: RefSeq, a predicted model, not a curated record
UGCGGAGCCGCCGGGCGCUGGGAGCAGCCGGCAGCCCCCGGCGAGCCGCGGCCCCGGGCCCCCGCCGCCCCCGCCCCGCCGCCCGGCCCCCCCUCCCGCCGCCCCCGGCGGGCCCGGGGGCGCCGCCGCCGCCGCCCCACGCUGGCGCAGAGGCCCGGGCCCGGGCCCGCCUCGCCGCUGAGGAUGUCCCGGAAGGCGCCGCGGGCGGAGGUGUGCGCCGACUGCAGCGCCCCAGACCCCGGCUGGGCCUCCAUCAACCGCGGGGUGCUGAUCUGCGACGAGUGCUGCAGCGUGCACCGCAGCCUGGGCCGCCACAUCUCCAUCGUCAAGCACCUGCGCCACAGCCCCUGGCCCGCCACCCUGCUCCAGAUGGUGCACACCUUGGCGAGCAACGGGGCCAACUCCAUCUGGGAGCACUCGCUGCUGGAUCCUGCCCAGGUGCAGAGCGGGCGCCGGAAGGCAAAUCCCCAGGACAAAGUGCACCCCACCAAGUCAGAGUUCAUCCGCGCCAAGUACCAGAUGCUGGCCUUCGUCCACAAGCUGCCCUGCCGGGAUGACGAUGGUGUCACUGCCAAGGACCUCAGCAAGCAAUUGCACUCGAGCGUGCGGACGGGCAACCUGGAGACCUGCCUGCGCCUGCUCUCACUGGGCGCCCAGGCCAACUUCUUCCACCCGGAGAAGGGCACCACACCACUGCACGUGGCUGCCAAAGCCGGGCAGAUCCUGCAGGCAGAGCUGCUGGUGGUUUAUGGCGCUGACCCUGGGGCACCUGACGUGAAUGGCCGGACCCCCAUUGACUAUGCCAGGCAGGCAGCCCAGCACGAGCUGGCGGAGCGGCUGGUGGAGUGCCAGUAUGAGCUGACUGACCGGCUGGCCUUCUACCUCUGCGGCAGGAAACCGGACCACAAGAACGGGCACUACAUCAUCCCACAAAUGGCCGACAGCCUGGACCUCUCUGAGCUGGCCAAGGCUGCCAAGAAGAAGCUGCAGGCGCUCAGCAACCGCCUCUUUGAGGAGCUGGCCAUGGACGUCUACGACGAGGUGGAUCGCCGGGAGAACGACGCGGUCUGGCUGACCACACAGAACCACAGCACGCUGGUGACGGAGCGCAGCGCUGUCCCCUUCCUCCCUGUCAACCCCGAGUACUCAGCCACUCGCAACCAGGGCCGGCAGAAGCUGGCCAGGUUCAAUGCCAGGGAGUUUGCCACCUUGCUCAUUGACAUCCUUGGGGAAGCCAAGCGCCGGCAGCAAGGGAAGAGUCUGCUGAGCCCUACAGACGCCCUUGACUACUCGCUGCGGAGUCAGAGUGACCUGGACGACCAGCACGACUACGACAGCGUUGCCUCUGACGAGGACACGGACCAGGAGCUGCUGCGCAACGCCUCCCGCAACAACCGUGCCAGGAGCAUGGACUCCUCUGACCUCUCGGAUGGCCCCAUCACACUGCAGGAGUACCUGGAGGUGAAGAAGGCUCUGGCUGCCUCCGAGGCCAAGGUGCAGCAGCUGAUGAAGGUGAACAACAGCCUGAGCGACGAGCUGCGCCGGCUGCAGCGCGAGAUCCACAAGCUGCAGGCAGAGAACACUCAGAUCCGGCAGCAGACGGGCCCUGCCCACCCCACCCCGACCCCCAGCGAGCGGCAGGAGCACGGGCACCCCCCUGGCACGGCCACCCCCCACCGCCGGGACCGCCAGGCUUUCUCCAUGUACGAGCCGGGCUCGGCACUGAAACCCUUCGGGCAGCCAGUGGAGGAGCUGGUGACACGGCUGCAGCCCUUUGGUGCUGGCAUGCGGAAAGGUCCAUCUGCCUCCUCGGUGCCCUUUCCCCCAUCCUCCCCACUGCUCUCCUGCCCGCCUGAAAGUGCCCGGCACAUGAGCAAGCUGGACCGACACGGCAGCGGCACCGACAGCGACUAUGACAACACGCAGGCGGGUGAGGUCCUGAUCAGCAUGGAGGGGAAGCGGUUUGUGGAGCUGAGCAAGGAUGAGGACUUUCCCCAUGAGCUGGACCCACUGGAUGGGGAGCUGGACCCUGGGCUGCCCAGCACCGAGGAUGUCAUCCUGAAAACUGAGCAGGUCACCAAGAACAUCCAGGAGCUGCUGCGGGCAGCACAGGAGUCUAAGCACGACAGCUUUGUGCCCUGCUCAGAGAAGAUCCACUCGGCUGUGACAGAGAUGGCAUCACUCUUCCCCAAGAAGCCAGCGCUGGAGACUGUGCGGAGCUCCCUGCGGCUGCUGAACGCCAGCGCCUACCGGCUGCAGAGCGAGUGCCGCAAGACUGUGCCCCCUGAGCCGGGUGCUGCUGUGGACUACCAGCUCCUGACCCAGCAGGUCAUCCAGUGUGCCUACGACAUCGCCAAGGCCGCCAAGCAGCUGGUCACCAUCACCACCCGUGAGAAGAAGCAGUGAGCACGAGUCCAUGUCCCCCUGCACUCCCCUGGCCCCCCACGCUCUCUGUGUCUCCCUCCCCUCCGGCAGCAGCUGGCACCUGGGGUGAGCGUGGCUGCAAGUGGCCUUAGCCCGUGGGGGGUUGGGAUGUGGGGUGAGCCCUCCCCUAGCCCCCCGCACCGCCAAGGAAGCUGGUGCUCAGCCUGUGGGGUAGGUGCCCAUGUUCCCCUGUACAGACCCCUGCCCGACCCCCCCUCAGCCCACCCCGCGGCACCCCCUAACUUAUCCUGUAUAUAGCCUGUGUAGCUGGCAGUGGUGGCAGUGUACCCCCUGCCCCCCCAAAGCCCCUCACUGGGUGGCCGGUACCCCCGGGGCCACCAGCAGCGUUAACACUGGACCUGGGCGCCCGCGGAACCCCCCCCCCCUCCCCGGGCGUCCUGCCCCUCACUGGGGCCACGCUCCCUACUGUAAGAUGUGUCCUUGUACAUUUGUAUCAAUAAAGGUGUGAGCAUCGCA